AUGGAGACGGCUAUUGCUCAGCCGUGGUCUAAAAUAUGGAACUUGCAUGUGCCACCAAAGGUCAAGUGUUUUUGUUGGCAGUUAGCAUCUGCUUUUCUGCCAACGCGGGAUGCUUUAGCUGCUAAACGGGUUGCCUAUGCUCUUGACUGUCAUAUGUGCAGGGUGGAAGCUGAGUCUGCGAUCCAUCUCUUUGCUUAUUGCGUUGAGGCUCGUAGAAUUUGGAACAAUUUGGGUUUGCUGCAGCUUUCAGCUUACACUGAUGUUGACUCUUUACCAAAGUUUGUGUUGGCUUGCUGGGGUAUUUGGACUUCUAGGCAUGAUAAUGUAUGGAGGGAAUGUGCAUUUGAUUCUCCUUUGAUGGUGCAGAGGGCUUUGAGUUUUCUGGAUAGUUGGAGGAUGGCGAAUGACACUCUUACUGUGCCGGUGGUUGGGGAGGGUACGGGGCGGUGGAUGAGGCCUCAAGCUGGGAGUGGUGUAAAGGAAUUAGCAUCUCAGAUAGGCGAUGUUAAUUUCCGUUUUGUUAAGCGAUCUGCGAAUUGUGCUGCCCACACUGUUGCUAGAGAAGCCUUUUCAGUGUCAGGUUGCGGGGAGUGGUUUGACACCCUACCAUCUUUUCUUGUUUCCGUUCUUGAUUCUGAUUUAAUGAACUAA
Messenger RNA from Ipomoea nil (Japanese morning glory), 651 nucleotides. RefSeq lists its product as uncharacterized. The transcript is spliced from 3 exons. NCBI's taxonomy places the organism in Eukaryota, Viridiplantae, Streptophyta, Magnoliopsida, Solanales, Convolvulaceae. Bases 1 to 651 code for a protein of 216 amino acids. The record is from RefSeq and is a predicted model, not a curated record.